AGGAAAUGGAGUCAGUCGACGUGCGAAAUUCAAAUUUCUGUAACCAAACAGCUCUGCACCACUGGGCUUUUCUACAUGACGUCUGGCUACUCUGAUUUGAACCUCCUCCGCACCCCGUUUUCACACAAACCCUGCCUCCUAAAGCCCGCUGGACGUUAGCUACCGGGCUAACGUGUGUGCUGAACCGAGGGAGAGCGCUAACCCUGCGUCCGUGAACCGCCGGGGAGGGUCCUUCGUCGUACGGGGCUGAAACGGGGACCAUGCCGGUGGAAAGGACGGAGCACGGCGGGGCCGAAGAGCUCCUCAAGUACUACGAGGUCUACGAGACCAUCGGCUCAGGAGGCUUUGCCAAAGUGAAGCUGGGUCGACACAUCCUGACGGGAGAGAAGGUUGCAAUAAAAAUCAUGACCAAGAAGAAUCUAGGGGAUGACCUGCCCCGUGUGAAAUUGGAGAUCGAGGCCAUGAAGAACCUGAGUCAUCAGCACGUCUGUCGUCUCUACCAGGUCAUAGAGACCUCCACCCAGAUUUUCAUGGUGCUGGAGUACUGUCCAGGCGGAGAGUUGUUCGACUACAUCAUAGCCAAAGACCGUCUGUCAGAGGAGGAGACCAGGGUGUUCUUCAGGCAGAUUGUGUCCGCGAUGGCCUACGUGCACAGCCAGGGAUACGCACACAGGGACCUCAAACCGGAAAACCUGUUGAUUGACGAAGACCAGAACUUGAAGCUCAUAGACUUUGGACUGUGUGCCAAACCAAAGGGAGGUUUGUGUCAUGAGCUAAUGACGUGUUGCGGGAGCCCUGCGUACGCUGCUCCUGAGCUCAUCCAGGGAAAAUCCUAUAUUGGUUCAGAGGCGGAUGUGUGGAGUAUGGGGGUGCUGCUGUUCGCCCUUCUCUGUGGGUACCUGCCCUUCGAUGAUGACAACUGCAUGGUCCUCUACAGGAUGAUUACAAGAGGUAAAUACGAUAACCCCCGGUGGCUGUCUCCAGGUAGCGUCCUCCUCCUCAACCAGAUGAUGCAGGUGGACCCCAAGCGGCGUGUUACUGUGAGGCAGCUGCUGGAUCAUCCGUGGGUGAUCAAGGAGUACAACAGCCCCGUGGAGUGGCGUAGCAGGCAGCCGCCCGGCCACAUCGACAAGGACUGCAUCACCGAGAUGGCUGUCAACAUGAAGCGAUCGAGGGGGAGUGCCUCGGCGCUGGUCAGUGAGUGGCGGUACGACCAUACGACAGCCACCUACCUGCUGCUGCUGUCUAAGAAGCAGAGGGGAAGACCUGUUCGCCUGCGGCCCGAACCGACCACGCUUGAGGACUCGUGCUCACCACAGCACCGGGGACUACAGACGAGGGAAGCCCUCCACUUCAGCGAGGACGAGGACGCUGUCAUUGUGGGUUCUCUGGACUUUGCCUCGGAUUACAUUGACGACUGGGCUCGGGUCCCACAAUACACACCAAAGGGGGUCCGAGGUCAGCCAGAUGGAGCAGCGAACCGCAGGAACGCUACCCCAGCGUCUCCGUCAGAGACCCCAGAGAGAGGCCGCAGCACAGCACCCCACCGCCAGGAGAGGAGGGGCCGGGACCAAGAGAACAAGGAGAAUAUGGCCGUGCAGGAGAAAGACGUGGACACGUUCGCGCUGCCGCCUCCUCGCACGCCUGCAUCCGGCAAGAAGAACACCAAGCCCAACAGGAACGUGUUGACCACACCCAACCAGAAUGCUAACGUCACACCUAAAGGUGGUGGCAGCGCUUCUAAAGAACAAGAUAAGAAGAGAGCAGCAGAGAUCAAGGAGCUUGCGAAUGUUGAAAUACUGGCUUUCAGUCCUGAGCGAAGGUCUCGGUCGCUGGACAUGGCGGUCAUCGGGGACAGCGAGAAGAAGAAGAGGGGAGCAAAGGUGUUCGGUUCGCUGGAGAGAGGCCUGGACAAGAUGAUCACCAUGCUCACUCCCAGCAAGAGGCGAGGCCUCCGAGACGGCCCGCGCAAGAUCAAGGCGCAGUACAACGUCACUCUGACCAGUCAGACCAAUCCAGACCAGGUCCUCAACCAGAUCCUGUCCAUCCUUCCCGAGAAAAACGUUGACUUCACACAGAAGGGGUACACCCUAAAGUGUCGGACGUGUGGCGACAACGGGAAGGUCACCAUGGCGUUUGAGCUGGAGGUGUGCAUGCUGCAGAGGCCGGAGGUCGUCGGGAUCCGGCGCCAGAGGCUGAAGGGAGACGCCUGGGUCUACAAGCACCUGGUGGAGGACAUCCUGUCGUUGUCCAGGAUCUGACUCUUAGCACUUUCCUAGCAACGCCCCAUCCCGAUCAAGUCAAUAGGCCCUGGUCCAUUUGUGGUCCUGAUGAUGAGUGAUGGAUGCACAUAGUCUUAGCCCAUUCAUUAUUAGCCCGUUUCAUUAUUCAUAGUGAAUACUUCCACUUGUCCUUAGGCCAGCCUCUAAUCUCCAGAGUACAUGUUACAUUCAAUGUGCGAGCAUUAAUGCCAGGAUCCUGUACAGCGUGUCUUGUUUUAUGUACAGCGUUGCUCUUUUAAUUCAUAAUUAUUAAGCUGAAGAAGGCUGUUUACAGCAUACCUUUGGGCUGCUUACCAUAUUUAUGUCUUGUUUAGGUUUUAUUCUCCCCUGUGGAUGGAAUUCCCUGUCAUUGAUGUACAUGCUUACAAUUCCUCCAUGGUGUUUUUCUACAUGGUUGUAAACUGUCUGCUUUUAUUUCUCAUCGGUGCUUGUCGAGCUUUCAGUGUCUGUCCCGUUGUGUCUGUCACAUUUCUAUUGACAUAAAAGGAGCAAAAUAAAUGAUUUCUGGUAAAUGUAA
Messenger RNA from Pungitius pungitius (ninespine stickleback), 2799 nucleotides. RefSeq names its product maternal embryonic leucine zipper kinase (gene melk). Gene Ontology annotation, molecular function: ATP binding; protein serine/threonine kinase activity. The coding region runs from base 261 to 2261 and encodes 666 amino acids. The record is from RefSeq and is a predicted model, not a curated record. The transcript has 18 exons. Gene Ontology annotation, biological process: protein phosphorylation; intracellular signal transduction. NCBI's taxonomy places the organism in Eukaryota, Metazoa, Chordata, Actinopteri, Perciformes, Gasterosteidae. Gene Ontology annotation, cellular component: cytoplasm.